Laccaria bicolor S238N-H82 is the source of this 347-nucleotide messenger RNA. RefSeq names its product mitochondrial 37S ribosomal protein RSM19. Gene Ontology annotation, molecular function: RNA binding; structural constituent of ribosome. The record is from RefSeq and is a predicted model, not a curated record. Lineage: Eukaryota; Fungi; Basidiomycota; Agaricomycetes; Agaricales; Hydnangiaceae. Gene Ontology annotation, biological process: ribosomal small subunit assembly; translation. Gene Ontology annotation, cellular component: cytosolic small ribosomal subunit; ribosome. The transcript is spliced from 5 exons. The coding region runs from base 11 to 292 and encodes 93 amino acids.
CGGAAUCGUAAUGCGUCCAACACAACUUCUGCAGAAAGGACGAUCGGCUUGGAAAAGUCCUUACUUCGUUGCCUUUCCCAACUUGCGAGAGGCAUUGACGAACCAUGUGCCCAUUAAGACGCAGGCCAGGUCGUGUACAAUUUUGCCCAAUUUCGUGGGAAUUCGCUUCAUGGUACACAAUGGGAAAGACUACAUUCCAGUAAAUGUGACGCAGGACAUGGUUGGGCACAAACUCGGAGAAUUCUCGCAUACAAAGAAGAGGUUUACAUACAGAGCAACUAAGAGGUCGUAGAACUGUAACCCCCAAAUCAAAAAUGGGGUCGUCGGCUAACCAUUUGCUUCCUCAC